Molecule: messenger RNA, 1771 nt
Organism: Vespula vulgaris
Lineage: Eukaryota; Metazoa; Arthropoda; Insecta; Hymenoptera; Vespidae
Product: mitochondrial inner membrane protease ATP23 homolog
Exons: 5
Coding region: 605-1447 (280 amino acids)
Biological process (GO): mitochondrial proton-transporting ATP synthase complex assembly; mitochondrial protein processing
Cellular component (GO): extrinsic component of mitochondrial inner membrane
Molecular function (GO): metalloendopeptidase activity
Source: RefSeq, a predicted model, not a curated record
UACAUUUUAAUAAUUAUCACAGUUUUUGUAUUAUCGCCAUAAUCAAAAUAAACUACGUAGUUCUUCCGGGUCCGCUCUUUUACAAAUUAAAAAAUUUGCAUGAGUCAUAAGUAAGCAUGUGCUAACAAAAACAUUCUUAUGAAAUAUCUGUAUAUAUAUUUUGUUUAUAUUAAAUAAUUACAAUAUUAAUAUUUAUUAUUAACAAUACCAUAAAAUGGUGCAACAACUUACAACGAUUAUCGAUACCUUUAUAAUCGAACGUAUUUCUAUUACAGUAGUUAUGCUUCUAAUUAUUAUCGAUAUAGAUUAAAUUAUUAUUAUUUUAAUUUUUCAAUAUCUCGUUAAUAAUAUUCAGUAAAAAAAAAAAAAAAAAAAAAAACUACAUUGUGCCUUUUAUUUUAUUAAAACGAAAUACGGUAUGUUUAUUUAUGUAUAUAUCGUGGUAUAGAUAUAAUUGAAACUCAAUUGUGUGAUGUAACCGGCUAACCUAACUUCAAUAGAAUUAAAAAAAUUUUUUGUGUACUUCUAAUAUAGUGAUCAUUAUCCGAAAGUAUCAAUUUUUUAUUAUAUGCGUUAACGUAAUUAUCUUAAUCUCUUUAGAGUCAUGACUGUCUUUACUUAUAAUAACGAUAAAGUCAAAGAAAAUCCAUUAGAUAAUAAAGUGGAUGAGAAGAAAGAAAAUCAAAUAAAUGAUAACAAUCAAAAUAAUAAAUCUAAUAAGAAUGCUUCUACGAUAGAAAAUUCAGUAGAUGAUGAAAAUUGGGGUUAUGAUUUGUACCCUGAAAGAAGGGGAAGAUACAAACCCACAUUUUUCAAAAAAUUAAUAGGCGAAGGAAAAGAAGAGAUAACCAGAUUAAAAUGUGAAGGAAAUGUGUACAAAUGUGUGAAAAAUAGUCAAUUAGUACAACUUAUGAUGGCAGCUUUAAAAAGCUCAGGAUGUGAAAUUGAUAUACGUCGUCAUAUUUCUUGUGAAAUAUGUGACUAUUCUGUAAAAGGUGGUUAUGAUGCACAACUUAAUCAGAUUGUUGUAUGUCAAAAUACUGCUCGCAGUCAAUCAAAAGUACAAGGUGUAUUAGCUCAUGAAAUGAUACAUAUGUUUGAUUACUGUCGUAAUAAAUUGGAUUUUAAGAACCUUGAUCAUUUAGCUUGCACAGAAAUAAGAGCAGCUAAUCUUGUACAUUGUAGUUUUAUGAGUGCCAUGAUUCAAGGAACUGCUUCUCCAUUUAAUAUAAAAAAAGCUCAUCAAGAUUGUGUAAAGAAUAUGGCAAAAGCAUCUAUAAUGGGAGUACGUAAAGUAACAGAACAAGAAGCUAAAAUAGCAAUAGAAAAAGUUUUUCCUAUGUGCUACAAUGAUUUAGAACCAAUUGGAAGACGUAUUCGCAGGAACUCUUUAGAUAUAAGUAGAGCAUAUAUGGAAGCUCCACUUUAUGGAUAUAUGCAUGAUUAAUAAAUUAUCUUCAAAGAACUUAUUUUGAAAAUAUACAUGUAAGAUCAAUUGAAAAUGUAAAAAUCAACUGCCAUAGUUUCUUUGAUAUUAUUUCUAUAAAAAUAUAUUAUCAAUAUUGUAAAUAAUUAUAAAUAUUAUAUUAUUAUUAAAUUCUUUAAGUUUAAAAAAUAAUGUUUAACUGAAAUGUAUCACGAAUUAUUUUUAUGGGGUUAUACAAUAUGACAUAUAAAUAUUUUAACCUUUUGAGUGUCAGAGAUCAUUGAAAAAAAUUUGCUAGACGUAGCGAUAGUCAAAUAAAGUGUAAAAAAUUUGAUUAAGUGUAAA